ACUUAAAAAACGGAUUUUAGUUCGAGUUUGCGUCCAAUUAUAUAUUUAAUUGCAGUUAUUGAAACAUGAAGUGCGGAUUUAAUCUGUAACUGCUGGGGUAUUGAUAGCAAUAACGUAAAACGAGAGACUGGGAACCAGGUGCCGAUUAGUUGUGUUGUAACUUUAAGGAUGAGUCGUAGAGGUUCGACCCCCGCCUCCAGCAAAAAGACGUCUUCCUCCUCCAAACGAGUGUCACUGAAGGACGGUAACCUUCUGGGAGGGGCAUACAGGCAGUCACUGGGGGAUAUUCGUGAGGGAGACACGUUUUAUAAGACCAUAAAGUUCUACCCCUCGCUGUCUGACCUUCCCGAUGACGUCACAAUUAACGUUGCAAGGGCCAUUCGAGAAACGAGAGCGGGGUCUUCGGCGGGGGGAGCGGAAUCUCGCAGGGGGUCAGUCCUUAGUCGGGAUGAAUCCUCCUCCCCGUCACUAGGGCGAACGGAAUCUCCGAUAAAGGAAAGAGCGGCCUCUAUAGCUGCCAGUGCAGGGGGUGCUGAUUCCAAGAGACCACGUGCCUUAAUAUGGCCAGAGUGGAAUGAAAAAGAUGUCAAUGAUGAGAAAUGGGAUGUUGUACAAAAAGCCAAAAAAGAAGACAAAGGGAAAUCCCCAGUGGCCCAGCAGCAUUACUUUGAUGACCCUGAGGGUAAAAUUGAGUUGCCUUCUUCACUGAAGGUAGAAACAUGGCGUCGUCCAAACGAGUUCAUUACAGAAAAGACCCCUGUAAUAGUGGACCCAGAUGGAAUGGCUGGGUUUGAUUUGAUCACGGCCAAUGAACACAUUCAUCACAGUGAGCUGAUGAGAUACAUCAUGCAGCAUGAAACUGUGAAAUAUUUUGAACUGUGGCCCAUGCUUCUCACCAAAGCAUUGAUUAAAGUGGCUUCCUUAGACUACACAGGAGGCAGUCAGAGCAGUGAGUUUGGGGACUGUAGCAUCAUCCAGUGUCUGAUGGGCUGGAUCCCCGAGGCUAUACCACUCCAGGGCCUAAUGUCGUCCACUCGGGACAUUCCCGCCGGCCCAGCCUCUGGGUCGGGCCGGGCGUCUCCAUUAGUGACCGCUAGCCAGGUGCUUGAUAAAUAUAUCCAGCUAAGUUCUCAGCCAAAGAGUGCCGAAACCGUGGCCAUGCCACACGGCAAGGCUCAUAAGGUGAAGUCCACAGUACACCAGGAAUACAGACACGGCCACAUUCAUGAGGUGUGGGAGCUACUAAAGGCGUCCCUCCCCGAGUGGAAACUCCCCCUACAGGAGUGGGAAAAACAGCUACUAGCCGAAAAGGAGGAGCAGGAAAAGAAGGAACUGGACAGCGCAACGCCACAUGACUUAACAAAAGACAAUCUUUCUGAGAAAGAUGGUGCCAAAGGUGAAAAAUCAGAGAAAGCUGACCCCAAGGCCAAGGAUGGAAAAGACAAGGGCAAAGAUGCCAAGGACAAAGGCAAAGACAAGGACAAAAAAGGGGGAGAUAAAGACAAAGCCAAAGGGGCUGAAAAGGAGAAGACAAUGGAUGACAUCACAAUACCAGAGAAGCCUGAAGUUUGUGUGUUUGCUACCUACUGGAGUACCCCGAAAUACCCGGUCAAGGUGUCAGUCCUGGGAGAGAUGGCGGAUGCCAGCGAAAAACUGAGACAGAACGGUUUGUCCCACCUCUACCCUCACCCUGUCUGUAUCACACAGACCCGGUCCUGUCCCUUAGAACCUCCCCCACCACCCGAAAAAAUACCGGCGUGGAAACUGAUCCGACCCAGGAAAAAGAAACCUGCUCCAUCAGAUGAACCUGUUUCAACUCCUGAGCCUCCCAAGCCUAUACAGUGUCUAGAGAUCACCUCUCCUUUCCUGAACUACAAAGUCAGUCCUAUCCCAAUUCCUGCAGAUACAACUCGUCCCAACUCCUCUUUGUCGAGGGGUGGUACUCGAUCACGCCCGGCUACAGGUCACAUCAACCAGAUAGAGGAAACCGAUGAAAACGCACCAGAACCAGAGCCUAAAAAGCCAGAACCAGAAAAAGAGGAGCCACCGAAACAGGAGGAACCCCCACAAAUCAUUGAACCUGAGGUCAAACCAUCUACCCCCAGUAAGGAGAGGCGAAAAUCCCCCACUAAAUCUAAGGAGGGAAAUAGAGAGGGAUCUCCAAAAUGCAAGAGAAUAAGCUCAGCAAAGGGAGAUAAGACAAAGUCUGCAGGUCGACCAGAUUCUAAAGGCAAGAAAGAGGAGGAAAAGCCGGCUAAAGCCACACCCCCUGCAGCAGCCCCUCCCCCAGCUCCCUCUGAUGGAGGCGGGUUUGCCCCACCCCCGGUCACUGACCCUGAGGCUGUACCCCCUGAGGGAGGAGAGGAGGGAGUAGAGAAGCCAGAGGAGCCACCAGAGGAACCGGUCAUUGAUGAGGAGGCCGCCAAGGCCAAGAAAGUCUGGAUGGACUUCGAGAUGUUCUGUAAAUGUUUCAAAACUUUGUACAUUUACCACAAACCUAACACCUAUAAGUACAACCAUAAGCACGCUGAUCUAAAGAAACUGGAGAAACUUUUCAAUGUUCAGAGUGUCACACAGGCGGCUGCCCCAGUGGGCAAAGGGGACAAAAAAGGAAAUCCGGGAAAUGUUGGCGGGGUAAAUACCUCCAAGACUGCUCAAACCCCACUCUCUGCACACUCCCUCUGUAGUGGUGGAGGAACUCUUGCUGAUGAAAGAGCACCACACUACUUAUUUGUUGACAAUCUAAAGCCCACGGAAAUCGUGGUGUGUUUCUCGGCCCUGUCCCGCUGGCAUGACCCCCCACCCCAGGGGAUGGACGAGGUCAAAUCUCACACCAAUCUGAAAGGCAAGAAGGGGGAUCAGGACAAGGAACUGACCACUGUGACCAGCAGUAGUGUCAUGGAAGAGGAACCUCCUGAUAUUAAGGUGUAUCAGGACCACAGUGUGGAGGGCUCUAUAGCUGGUGAACCCAAACCUCCCCCGGUUGUAAAUCCUGGUACUCUGGUUGCUGAACCAUAUUCCUGGAAGAGUCUGGUGACGGGACAACCAAUCUUAAGGAUCAGAAGCACUGCCACCAAAGCAGCUGUCCUUAAUCUACCAGCUGGACGCCAUGUACUAAGGUUCAUGAUGUCUGGACCAUUAGGUUAUUGUGUCCAUUUGGUGUCCACUGUUCCAUUUGUUUUUGGAAAUGAGGAGGAAGUCAUGCCAGAACUCACAAAGGAGAGUUGUCGGUUUGUGGACAAUGCUCUACAAGUCAUCAACAGCAUAGGAAAGUGUAUCAACAGCUUCACUGACUCAGAGGCCUUCAAGAAGAACUGGGAUGAAUUAGUCAGCUAUCACUGCCCAUACAGAAACGAUAAACUUAUGUCUAAACAACACCACUUUGACGUGUUUAAUGAUGCCCUAUACAACAUGUUACGUAAAUGUCUGAGUGAUAUAGCAACUCCAGAAAUAGCUUUUGCAUGGAGAUGUUUUACAUUUGAUGCCACAUCUAAAAAUAUCCUAGGACUUCCCACUAGUAGUAGGCCAGGCACUGCCACCACGAGUCACCGCGGGUCUGCCAAACCACCAGGUGGUGGCAAGGAGAAGGAUAAAGACAAAGACAAGGGGAAGCAACAACAGCAGCAGCGUGAGACAGAGAAAGUAGAGAAUCCUUGGGCAAACAGGGAACCUACUCCAUUUGAACAUACAUCAGCUGUAAAGAUUCAGAAGAGCUGGAAAGCUUACUAUGUCAGAAAGAUCACACAGGCCAGAACACAAGGCACUGAAGAGAAUAUCAAGGUAUCAGAAAAUCUCCAGAAGUGCUGGAACAUCAUAGAACCAAAUGCUGAACAAAACGGUCUCUUCUUGUUCAGGUUCAUGUUUAAGAACGACCCAGAUAUCAUGGUAAAGUACCCCUUCUAUCAGGAUGAAUGGAACAAGAUUUCUUAUGCAGAUUACAGUGGUACCUACCCAGAUCAGCCCCCUAACAAUUGGUUCGUUGUCUUCAGGGAGAUUUUCUAUGUGAGUGAAGAGAUGCUGGCUGUGCCUAAGUUGUAUGUCCCAGUCAACACGUGUCUGCUGAGGGUAGUCAAUAACGACACCGGAGAGGAAAUCCCCCGCGUCUUCCAGAAAGUCGCCCCCUACGUCUACAAGAAAAAUAGAAAAGGUUACACCUUUGUUGCCGAGGCAAGGACAACAGAUCAGGGUAUCCCUAGCAACAAGUGGAGGAUGCGUCUGAUUGGUUCAUUGAGUCCCCUCCCAGCUCCAGCCAAACCAGACACCGUCAACUCAAGUUUUGUGGUCAAACACAUCACAGACUAUUAUGUGCCAAAUUCCAAAGAUGUCAUUUUCAGGUAUACUGUUAAAGUGACAGAAGACCACCUGGCCUCGAUUCAGGUCAACACGUCCAAACUGGACGUCUACAUCAAACUGGUCAUCCUGGACAAUGAGACAGAGGUAGCUACCACGCAGGGCAAAGGUCAUGCUGUCAUUCCAUCCUUUAUCUUCCUGAAGGACCUUGACCCAAAUGAAGAGAAGCGACCUAGCUCCAGAGCUUCUACCAAAGAAACCAAGGGUAAAGGUGGAAGUAAAGAGAAUGUUGGGAAGAAACGAUCAGGAUCUGGGAAGAGCCCCGAGGGCAGAACCUCAAGACCAGGCAGCCGGAUUUCUGACGCCAGUGAAGUCGAUCUGGAAGAAAAGGAUUACAAGCCCCAUAAAUACAUUAUCCAAGCCAUGGUGCAGAAGAACAGCUGGCCAUUGUCAGAAUCUAGCUGGGCGUUUGUACAGAUGCUGAAAGACCUGGAGAAAAAUGAACUCAAAGUGGCCAAUAAGGAGAGGCCCCCAUCACCACCAAAACAAGAGAAAACUGCCGCCAGUACCAGUAGUAAGGACAAGGGUAAAGGUGGGGCCAAGGGCAAGGAUAAGGGUAAAGAUAAGGACCAGAAGGGGUCCAGGCCCUCAUCACAACAGUUUGAUCACAGUAAACCCCACUGGAGCCUCCGAAUUGCCAGUGAUGCCAGUGCUGCUGAUGAUAUUGAAGUCAAAAAGGACACGGAGAGAGCUGAUGAAAUCAGGGCCCUCAAACGAGCCUGGGAAAACGCAGAGGAGGGUCGGGCAGUCAAGGCAAUGCAGUCACGGUUGAAGUACCUGAACACCCACACAAUAAAGCUGGACUACGACAAGGAGGAGACGGAGGGAGGGGAGGAGAAACCGCUGGACCAGGAGGAGGUACCACCGCCCCAGACACCACUGUCCCUCCACGGAGACCAGGGGGAGGAGAACCUGACCCUGGAGCCACCGCUCGCCCCCACCCCCACAGAAAUGUUACAACCCCUAGAUCUUACUCCUUUCAUGAAAAAACCAGAGCAUGAGCCCCGGUACCUUGAUGAGGAGGAGAUUCGUCGGCGGGAGGAGGAACAGAAGAGACAGGUGGAGGAGUACAAGGCCUUCAGGGACCAGGUCAAGGCCUGGCGGGAACAGGACAAACAGAAACGCAACCAGACAAAGAUCAAACAGCUCGAGCAGUGUGAGGAACUACAGGCCAUGUUGGAUGCUGCACGUGAGUCUGUAAACGUUCCUCGAGAGGCCAUACGUCAGAAAUAUUUGGAGGCCGAACGCAAAAAACAGGAGGAGCUAGACGCAAAAGAGGCAGCUUCUGUGUCUGACCAGAACGCCAAAUCUCCCAAAGGAAGGAAGAGUGCCAAGGGCAAGAAAAGUCCGGCCAACGGCAAAAAGAAGGGGAAAUAAAUCCUGCAGUAUUAUACAAACUGUGUCAGCGUAUCUGUGAUAGCAUUUAUUGUAAAUAAUAAUACUUCUGUUGUGAGGAUAAUGAAUGCCGAUUGUGUUUAAGAUAUGUUACUGUGGUAAUAUGAACACUUGUAUGAAGUGUAUAAAAAAAGUGCUACAGAAUUUUAACUGAUGUUUGGUGUAUUUUGAUAUUUUUUGAGAAUAUGAAAUUUAUGAUCCAUUUUUAUGUGCAUUGUGUAUUUGUGCACUGUUAAUGUCUGUGUCAUAAAAAAUCACACCAUACUGGUUAAGUGUGAAAAAAAUUAGAAAUCAAAGAGUCAUUUCACAUUCUACUUGUAAUUUAAAUUUAUUAAAACAAAAAUACUACAUCUUUUAUAAAAAGCAAGAAAUUUAAGAUUAGAUGAUUUCACUGGUUUGCAAAAUCAUUAUUAGCACUUGUCUUUCUUUUUUUCUGCUCCGCUGGUAAAAAAAUAUGCUUAAAGGAGAUUUUUGUCUCAUGAAAACUGUGUUUUCAGACAUUAACAGUGCUCCAUGUUGACAGUCAUUCCGUCCUACCACUGGUUCUUGCCGAUCAUAAGUGGCCCUUGUGAGCUCCGUCCUCUUAAUGAUCAAUGUUGUAUGUGAUAUUGUAAGUCCAGUGGUCCUCUCUAGUCCAUAUCACAUGACCUUCCCAGCCAAUCAAAACACUUCUUACAAAAGAUGAUUUUUUUUGGUUACAUUUUACAUGUUAACAUCAAAACAAUGUUGAACUAUGAAGAAAUGGGGGAAAGCAAGGAUACAAGUAAAGGAAUGUUUCAUUGGUUGGGUGGUCAGCUUUUUACAUAUCAACUACUCUGUAUUAUGCAUAAUCUAUUUUCUAUCCUCCUUGGUCUGUCCUGGGACUUUUGUCCACUUUUAAUGUCUCACAUAUCAACAGUUUUUGUUGUGUAUUUGUACAUAUGUAGCAUAAAUGUGUAUCAUAAAUGUCAUAUUUAUUGUAUUGUAUUAUAUAUGAAGAUUUUUGUACAUUCAAUAAAUGAAUUAAAACAUU
This is a messenger RNA of Saccostrea cuccullata (small rock oyster), 6757 nucleotides long. RefSeq names its product androglobin-like. Gene Ontology annotation, molecular function: protein binding; heme binding; oxygen binding. The record is from RefSeq and is a predicted model, not a curated record. Lineage: Eukaryota; Metazoa; Mollusca; Bivalvia; Ostreida; Ostreidae. The transcript has 45 exons. The coding region runs from base 169 to 5727 and encodes 1852 amino acids.